GUGCCGAACAGAGCCGGUUUUGGGGAUGUGUCUCUUGCUGGGGGCUCCCGGCGUUGGGAAGACGCUGUUGGUGAAACGCCUACAAAAGCUGAGCUCUCGGGAUGGCACGGGCGACCUGGGGGAGCCUCCGCCGACGCGGCCCACGGUGGGCACCAACCUUACCGACAUCGGGGCCCAGAAAAAGAUCACCAUUCGGGAGCUUGGGGGUUGCAUGGGUCCCAUCUGGUCCAGUUACUACGGAAACUGCCAUUCGCUCCUGUUCAUGAUCGAUGCCUCAAAUCCCACUCAGCUCUCUGCAUCCUGUGCACAUCUCUUGGGUCUCCUUUCUGCUGAACAACUUGCAAAAGCAUCAGUCCUGAUACUCUUCAAUAAAAUUGACCUACCCUGUUAUAUGACCAUGGAGGAAAUUAAGUCAUUAAUCAGGCUCCCAGACAUCAUUGCAUGUGCCAAGCAGAACAUCACCACAGCAGAAAUCAGUGCCAGGAAAGGUACUGGCUUGGCCAGAGUGCUGCGCUGGCUCCAGGACCAGCACAGAACCAGCAGUUGAUUACAAGAUGGAGAAAUGUGGCUGGCCCAUCUGGUAACCAGGAGGCAGAAGACAGAAUUGAUGGACUCCAGUGAUUUGUCCUAGUGGAGCAGAAUGACCCAGCAUAGUCCUACAUGAUAGGGAUCUGUGCUGAGAUGCAGUGAUGGGUAAAAGAGGUCCCCAGAACACAGAAGCUCCUAAAACCUAACCUCUGAAGGAGAAGACUGUUCCCAGGGCUGGGAGAGGAGGACAGAUCUGCAGGUGGCUUGGUGUCUUGCUGCCAUCUUAGGAUGUUGCUACCAAGACUUUCCCCUCUCACCAAGAAGUCCACCGGACUUGAGCUGAGGUGUUUGAACUGCACAGUGCCAUGGAGACCUGGUCUCUUGCCUUUUAUAUGUGCUGCAGCCUGUUUGAGCUUGCCCUGACCAUGACCCCCCGGGCAAUGGAAGGUGGAUGAAAUGAACAUAAGAGUAAGGGCCAUAUCUACAGUCCUACCUACUAGGGAGGCUAGGAAGAAGGAUCACUUGAACCUGGAAGUUUGAAGCCAGGUUGGGCAACAUAGGACGACCCUAUCUGAAAAAUUAAAAUUAAAAAAAAAAAAGCUGGCAUUUUCAUUGGUUUAUUAGGUAAGUGGGUAUUGCUCUGAGGCAUCCACUGGAUGCAUAGAUUCCCAC
This is a messenger RNA of Castor canadensis (American beaver), 1200 nucleotides long. It is a transcript of the gene Arl16, whose product is annotated as ARF like GTPase 16. Gene Ontology annotation, cellular component: mitochondrion. The record is from RefSeq and is a predicted model, not a curated record. Gene Ontology annotation, molecular function: GTP binding; GTPase activity. Lineage: Eukaryota; Metazoa; Chordata; Mammalia; Rodentia; Castoridae.